ACCUGUGUAACCAGUCCAACCUGCGGUCUCGCUCCCUGUCGGGUACAGGACGCUCCCUGGUGGGGUCUUGGCUCAAACUGAACCGGACAGAGGAGUACUUCCUGCUUUACUCCCACCUGACCUACGUCACCCUGCCGCUGCACCGAAUCACCUCAGAUAUCCUGGAGGUGAGACAGAAGCCCAUCUUGAUGACAUAGCAGAUCAGAGCUCCAGUCCUCCCUACGAAGUGCCUUCCUGCAUCAGGCCCUGACUGACACCACUACAACCCAGUGGUGAGAUGGAAAACUACAGCAACACUACCACCAUCUGGUGGCGAGACAGAACUACAACCAAACCUGGAAUUACAGCAACACUACCACCAUCUGGUGGUAACAUGGAGGAAUUACAGCAACACUCCCAUCUGGUGGCGAGACAGAGAACUACAACCAAACCUGGAAUUACAGCAACACUCCCAUCUGGUGGCGAGACAGAGAACUACAACCAAACCUGGAAUUACAGCAACACUCCCAUCUGGUGGCGAGACAGAGAACUACAACCAAACCUGGAAUUACAGCAACACUCCCAUCUGGUGGCGAGACAGAGAACUACAACCAAACCUGGAGUCAACGGCAAGAGAUGACUAUUAAAAAAAACCUUUGGCACAAUGAAAACCAGCCAAUCAGAAAGUGCCUCUUCCCUCUGUCACGUUCCUGCUCGAUGAGGAUUCGCCGGUGGGUGCGAGGCAAACAGGCAUAGCAACACGCCUGUCCUGUCAGGAUCACGAAGUGAAGUGCCAUUGUCUGAACUCUGACCUGGAACUAAAAAUGAUUUAGAAUGUCUCUGGACGAAUCUAAAAUGGAACUCUAUUUCCCAGUUUAGUGCACUAACUUUGACCUUGGCCCUAUGUGGACUCUGACCUAUAGUAGUGCUCUAUAAAAGGGAAUAGGGUGCCAUUUUGGACAACGUCUCUGCUUUGUUGUAAAUAUCCUGCUGCUUAACUAGUCACUGAUAAGCCUUUAGGAAAGGUGACGCUUCUGUCUGUGUUUUGUGUUUCUAUCUGCGAGGUUCACUGUGUGGCGGGGAAGGUUUUAAAAGGGGAUUGUGUCUCUAAGUCCCAGGGCUUUGUUGCCUGUGGUCUUCAGCCUAUCAGCACCACCACUGACACAUAAAGGAUGUUACUCUGAGACCAAAAUGUCACCGUUAUUCCCUGUAUUGACCAGGGCUGUAGUAUCCAGGGCUGUAGUAUCCAGGGCUGUAGUAGCCAGGGCUGUAGUAUCCAGGGAGUAGGUUUCCAUCCGGCAAACGGUCUGGGGAUCCUUUAACCCUACAGUUUUAACGGGAUUAACUUUCAACGGGGAAUUUUUAGCAUCCAUAUAACAU
Molecule: messenger RNA, 1359 nt
Organism: Salmo salar (Atlantic salmon)
Lineage: Eukaryota; Metazoa; Chordata; Actinopteri; Salmoniformes; Salmonidae
Source: RefSeq, a predicted model, not a curated record